AUGAAAACUCAGUUAAGUGACAGUUCCACUUUAAAUGGGAACAACUUUGAAAGUGUAAUUGUUGCUGCCAGUGAUCCUGCUCUAAGCACUGCAUAUCAGGCUGCUGCCAGUGAUCCUCCUCUAAGCACUGCAUAUCAGGCUGCUGCCAGUGAUCCUCCUCUAAGCACUGCAUGUCAGGCUGCUGCCAGUGAUCCUCCUCUAAGCACUGCAUAUCAGGCUGCUGCCAGUGAUCCUCCUCUAAGCACUGCAUAUCAGGCUGCUGCCAGUGAUCCUCCUCUAAGCACUGCAUAUCAGGCUGCUGCCAGUGAUCCUCCUCUAAGCACUGCAUAUCAGGCUGCUGCCAGUGAUCCUCCUCUAAGCACUGCAUAUCAGACUGCUGCCAGUGAUCCUCCUCUAAGCACUGCAUAUCAGGCUGCUGCCAGUGAUCCUCCUCUAAGCACUGCAUAUCAGACUGCUGCCAGCGAUCCUCCUCUAAGCACUGCAUAUCAGGCUGCUGCCAGUGAUCCUCCUCUAAGCACUGCAUAUCAGGCUGCUACCAGCGAUCCUCCUCUAAGCACUGCAUAUCAGGCUGCUGCCAGUGAUCUUCCUCUAAGCACUGCAUAUCAGUCUGCUACCAGUGAUCCUCCUCUAAGCACUGCAUAUCGGGCUGCUGCCAGUGAUCCUCCUCUAAGCACCGCAUAUCAGUCUGCUGCCAGUGAUCCUGCUCUAAGCACUGCAUAUCAGGCUGCUGCCAGUGAUCCUCCUCUAAGCACUGCAUAUCAGGCUGCUGCCAGUGAUUUACAAUGUUAA
Messenger RNA from Pelobates cultripes (western spadefoot toad), 789 nucleotides. NCBI's taxonomy places the organism in Eukaryota, Metazoa, Chordata, Amphibia, Anura, Pelobatidae. The record is from the annotation of a GenBank genome assembly.